This is a messenger RNA of Australozyma saopauloensis, 1713 nucleotides long. Its product is annotated as polynucleotide 5'-hydroxyl-kinase. Gene Ontology annotation, biological process: cleavage in ITS2 between 5.8S rRNA and LSU-rRNA of tricistronic rRNA transcript (SSU-rRNA, 5.8S rRNA, LSU-rRNA). The transcript has a single exon. Gene Ontology annotation, molecular function: polynucleotide 5'-hydroxyl-kinase activity. Gene Ontology annotation, cellular component: nucleus. The coding region runs from base 1 to 1713 and encodes 570 amino acids. NCBI's taxonomy places the organism in Eukaryota, Fungi, Ascomycota, Pichiomycetes, Serinales, Metschnikowiaceae. The record is from RefSeq and is a predicted model, not a curated record.
AUGAGCGCGUUUGCUGCCUUCAAGCCGGCUUCUUCAGAAGUCCAUGUUGAAUCAAAAGUGGAUGCUCUGCCGAUACUCCUCGAGUCCAUGGCUACAUGCUCUUCUUUUGUCCCUUCGUUCUCAAACACUAUAUUAAAGCCCAACUCAAUACUACAUGGGUUGCAUAAGGACGAAUACCUAAUAUUCAGAGGGAACUACACGCUCAAAGUUCAUAGUGGAGCUAUUUUACUCAAUAAUUUACACCCUGUGGUUGUAGGUUCGUCGCACCUCGUAGUUACAAACUCUUCUGAGUCUCUACCGAUUAUAUCCUGCAGCUGUUCCGAGAGUAGAUCAGAGCUUAAGAGUAACGAUUUUAAUCAACUUUUUCCAAGUCACGAUUCUAUUAUCGAAAUCUUCAAUGUUGAUAAUGGCUUACCUGAGAUUGGUGACCUAUAUCCACCUUUGGAGGAUCAUUACUUCAGGAGUUCGGGUGCAUACUCAUUCGAGCUAAUUCUUCCAGAUCUGAUCAUAAAUUGCACUUCUGUGUAUCUUGAUAGACAUACUCAGCGAUCUCUUGUCAAACUUGCAAAAGAAAGCAGUACUCUUGUAGUCUAUGGGGUGCCCACAAGCGGGAAAACAACCAUCGCAAAAUCUCUUUUGAAUACAGCUCUUCUGCUAGGAAAUCUAGAGGUAGCUUACUUGGACCUAGAUCCUGAGUCAACUAGUGCAUUGAUUCCAGGAUGUCUAUCAUACACGUUGCAUUCGAAGCCGGUGUAUGGAAGCUUCCUCCCCUCGCAAAAGGGCUCUAAUCCGAAAGACUUGCAUUUCUAUUGGGGCUUCCAAUCUUACCUGUCUUCGCCACUGCGAUACUUGCAACUUUGUGAAGAACUCAUUCAGCAUCAUCAGGGCUCAGAUCGCGUCCCACUCAUUGUUAAAUUCCCGAGUUAUAUCAAAGGCUAUGGUAGAGACAUUCUUACAAAAAUAGUCCAGCUUCUCCAAGCUAACCAUCUUAUUUACUUGACUCACAGAAAUGCUGUGCAGUUGAACGGAUUCGAGGCUUCAGAUGCCUUUGAGGCACAGGACAAUCCGGAUUCAGAAGUUACUGCUCCCUUCAAAGAAUUCACAGCCGUUAAAAGUCUUAGAGCAGUGAGGAAGAGUUCUGAAAUCAGCAAAAAGGAUCUUUUUGUGCGUAACAAGCUUUUACAUUUUCACCAAACCGAGGAGGGCAAUUUUGAUUUCAAACCCAUCAUCUCUAAACUGCCCUCCAGAUUGUCUUUUAAGUAUAUUUCGGCAAUAAGUGUUUUGAAUUACGAUCUCGAUGAUUCAUCUUUGGCAUUCGAAACGAACAAACUUGCCGAAGCUACGAUUAUGGGUAUUUUUGUUUCUCCCAAAAAGAAUUUUAAAACAGAUGGACUAUAUCUCAAUGGACUGGAUUUUCUUUCGAUGAAUUGCCAAUUCAUUUGCCUAUGUUUGGUCCAUUCGUUGGAUUUAGACAAUGAUUUUGUGAAUUUGUACUUGCCUCUGGAUCCAAGUUGUCCUGAAAAGCUACAGAUACAUCUAGAAAAAGGAAAAAGGUUAAUUUUGGCAAGAGGCGAGGGCGUUAUACCUUCUGUUGAAAUGGUCACAAUGGAUAGAUUUGAGCCUAUAGUCCCAUAUAUUGAUAGCGCCGCGAAGAAGAGGAUUGGAGGUGUAUGGAAGCCACGUCGUGGUAUAAGCAGAAAGAACCAAGGAUGA